Molecule: messenger RNA, 2031 nt
Organism: Linum trigynum
Lineage: Eukaryota; Viridiplantae; Streptophyta; Magnoliopsida; Malpighiales; Linaceae
Source: the annotation of a GenBank genome assembly
UGGAGACUGAGUUUUCCAAGUUCAUGGCAAUGCUGAAGCAAGUGAACAUUAGUAUGCUCUUCGUGGAGGCAUUGUCGAAGAUGCCCAAGUAUGUUAAGUUCAUGAAAGAUCUCCUCACUUACAAGAGGAAGCUUGGGGAGCUGUCGACGGUGAUGCUCAAGGAGGAGUGUUCUGCCAUCUUGCAAAACAAGCUACUAGAGAAGCGCAGAGACCCAAGUAGUUUCAUUAUUCCUUGCAUGAUUGGUAGUUUGCAUGUAGGAAAGUCCUUGGCAGAUUUAGGUGCACGCAUAAACGUAAUGCCAUAUAAACUGUUUAAGAAGCUAGGCCUAGGUGAACCCAGUAAUACUAGGAUGAGCAUUCAACUAGUUGAUAGAUCCAUUGUGCAUCCUACGGGCAUUGCGGAGGACUUGAUAGUCGUAGUGGGGCCAUUCUCAUAUCUUGUUGAUUUUGUUAUUCUUGAUAUAAAUGAGGAUGUGGAUGUGCCUUUAAUACUGGGUAGAACUUUUCUCGCAACCGCUAAGGCGCUUAUUGAUGUGAAUGAUGGGAAGUUAAUUUUGAGGGCUGGUGGUGAACAAAUCACCUUCUCUAUUUCUAAUAAUAUGAAACAUCCCGAGCUCCAUGAUGAUCUAGACUAUUGAGAUGUUAUUGCUGAUUUUGAGACCGCACUCGCCAUCACUAGUGCGGGUACUGACGAUUUCCUCGAGAGUUUUCUUUUGCUAGGGGAACAGGCAUCGCAGGAGUUGCAGCUGGAGGAGCAGCUUGACGAAGCCGGGAUCAAGGGGGAGAGAAACCAUACAAGCUGAUCCCUAUGAUGAGCCCCUAGAUGGGUCUUAGUUUUCAGAAUAACGCAGCUACGAAUCAUCAGCAACUCCAAGAUUGACACCGUUCGUGUACCUUGUCAAAUCUGCUGCAGGGAUUCUAUAGUUCUCUCUAAUAGUAUCCAGGAACAAACCGAUCUCUUAGAAGACCUCGAAGGUCUUCCCACGUUGUUAUUUUUGGAUGGAGGUUACGUCGUCGUCGCAAUCGAACUUGCUCCCACCAUUGAGCAGCAUAGUCCGUAAACUCGUAGGUGGCCAAGACCACCUUCUACUGCUCAAAAUAAUUUCCCAAUUGAAAGAAUAACAUUACCUUUCGCUCCCAAUCCAGGUAAUGUGAGGCAUUGAGAGAUCCAGUGAAGGGAGGAUGGUUAGUUUGAUGCGUGGCGAAAUGGUAGGCUCUGCCUCUGGCCUCCGUUCCCUGUAAUCACGACGAUCUUGAUUUGGUCGUCCAUGAUGGGGAUCCGCAACCACCAAUCUUUGCUCAAUGUCUUUAAUUCGUGCCGAUAGUUCUUGAUUGGCGUCGUUUUGAACUGGUUUGGCGGCCUGACGAACUCCUUCGUGCUCUGCCCUAUUCUAUGGCGAAACAGGGUUAGGAAUUUGCAGCCGAAGCUCAGCUAAUUGCUGAUUAACUUGCUCGAAUUGAGUCUAGAAGUACCGUUGUAAAGCCUCCAUCGUCAUAGGCUGUGCAGGUUGCUCGUCGCCCAUGACUGUCUACUUCUCCUUCUUCCUUUGUUCUGGGAUUAGCAGCGCAGGAUCACUAGAAACAGGGCCCUUCGACCUUGUCUAGUGUAUGAUUCCAGUGACGCCUUCUAUCGUCGUCGUCGUCUUUUGUGCCCUGCGUUUGAACCGGGCUCGUGAUACCACUUGAUGAGGCCCUAGAUGGGUCUUAGGUUUCAGAAUAACGCAGCUACGAAUUGAGCUUGCUCAAUUCCAAAGUCUUGAUCAAAACAGGGGGGUUGUAGGUGGAUGGAUGGUCAAUUUCGUGUAAUUUCACACAACAGGGAAAGACUCGGAAUAGAUAUAUCGAAGCCUGGCCCCGAAGAGCGUGAAUAGAUGAACGAUACAAGCACUUAAGCUGCUUAGAACUCUUCCUAAAGAAAUCUCAAUCUCACGAAGCACAAGCUUUUUGAACCAAACUCGGGUUGGUAUUCGAAUCCAAAAACUGAGUUUUACAAUGCAACUGAUCAACCUUAAAUAGACCUAUGUUAACUAA